AUGACUCAUGACAAUGUUCAUUUACAAAAUCCGGUGACAAAUCAACCUGGUUUUCCUACUGCACCGCCAGCUUCAGGUUGUUGUUCUCGAUGUUGGCAAGCGAUAUUUAAUUGUUCCAAAUCAACUCCGCCACCUGUUCAAAGAGAAAUGAGAGACUUGGAUUCACAGCUAGAGGGAAUAGACCCCCCGGUUCAAUAUCCACCCGUGGGUUCUGGAUUCCCCGCCCAGUUGGACGAAAAUCUGGAUGACGGCUAUGAAAAUUCCCCAAGCGAGGCAGCGGAGGAUGUGUUUAUUAAAGGACUUUCCAAAAACGACUCUUAG
Molecule: messenger RNA, 321 nt
Organism: Rodentolepis nana
Lineage: Eukaryota; Metazoa; Platyhelminthes; Cestoda; Cyclophyllidea; Hymenolepididae
Source: the annotation of a GenBank genome assembly